Messenger RNA from Populus trichocarpa (black cottonwood), 4942 nucleotides. RefSeq names its product probable LRR receptor-like serine/threonine-protein kinase At3g47570. NCBI's taxonomy places the organism in Eukaryota, Viridiplantae, Streptophyta, Magnoliopsida, Malpighiales, Salicaceae. The record is from RefSeq and is a predicted model, not a curated record. Gene Ontology annotation, biological process: protein phosphorylation. Bases 195 to 3614 code for a protein of 1139 amino acids. Gene Ontology annotation, molecular function: protein binding; protein kinase activity; ATP binding. The transcript has 5 exons.
CUUUUCUUUUUCUCUGCGUUUUUUUUUUUAGUGGAGGGACUGUGCUUUAGCUUAUUUUGAGGUUUCAUGGAGCCCAAUCUCCUUGUAUAAAGGAACGCCAUUGAUUUGCUCUUACUUUUAUAUACCAAAUUCACCUACCUACAGCUUGAAACACACCCACUGUCAUUGCUAAACAUAACAUCAUCAUCAUCAUCAUGAGUUGUGUGGUGGCAUUUCUAUUACUGAUAAGUUGCUUAAUUGUUUGUUUGGCAAUUCCCCAUACCAACACAACUGAUGAAUUAGCACUCAUGUCCUUGAAAAAACACAUCACAUUUGAUCCUGGUAACAUCUUGGCAAAUAAUUGGUCCACCGCUACGUCUUUCUGCAGUUGGAUUGGAGUCGCUUGCAGUGCUGGCCACCAAAGAGUCACAAGCUUAAAUCUUUAUAGCAUGAGGCUUGAGGGCACCCUCCCUCCUCAGGUGGGAAAUCUCUCAUUUCUAGUCUCCAUAAACCUGAGCAACAACAGCUUCCAUGGUUACCUGCCCCGUGAGCUAACACACUUGCAUCGCUUGAAAGACAUGAAUUUGGCAUACAACAACUUUGCUGGAGACAUUCCUUCCAGCUGGUUUGCAAUGCUACCACAACUUCAACACUUGUUUCUCACCAAUAACUCUCUCGCAGGUUCCAUUCCAUCAUCUCUCUUUAACGUCACUGCACUGGAGACACUGAACCUGGAAGGCAAUUUCAUUGAAGGAAAUAUUUCGGAGGAAAUCAGGAAUCUUUCUAACCUGAAGAUUUUAGACCUGGGACACAACCACUUUUCUGGUGUCAUUUCUCCCAUACUUUUCAACAUGCCUUCUCUACGGUUAAUUAAUCUCCGAGCUAACAGUUUAUCUGGCAUUCUUCAAGUGGUUAUGAUCAUGAGUAACAUCCCUUCCACCCUGGAAGUGCUUAAUCUGGGUUACAACCAGUUACAUGGAAGAAUUCCAUCUAAUCUGCAUAAAUGCACAGAACUUCGUGUAUUAGACCUUGAAAGCAACAGAUUCACAGGAAGCAUUCCAAAAGAAAUCUGUACUCUUACAAAGCUCAAGGAGCUAUAUCUUGGUAAAAACAACUUGACCGGUCAAAUUCCUGGUGAGAUUGCGCGUCUUGUUAGCCUGGAAAAGUUGGGCUUAGAAGUCAACGGAUUAAAUGGAAACAUACCGCGGGAGAUUGGCAAUUGUACUUAUCUCAUGGAAAUACACGUGGAAAAUAACAAUUUAACAGGUGUAAUACCGAAUGAAAUGGGUAACUUGCAUACACUACAAGAACUGGACUUGGGCUUUAACAAUAUCACUGGCUCCAUUCCAUCUACUUUCUUCAACUUCUCAAUAUUGAGAAGAGUCAACAUGGCUUACAACUACCUUUCAGGCCAUCUUCCAUCAAACACAGGUCUCGGGCUUCCAAAUCUUGAGGAGCUCUACCUAGAGAAAAAUGAACUUAGUGGACCAAUCCCAGAUUCUAUCGGCAAUGCUUCAAAACUGAUAGUCUUAGACUUGUCCUACAAUUCAUUCUCAGGCAGAAUUCCUGAUUUGCUUGGAAAUUUAAGAAAUCUGCAGAAACUCAAUUUGGCAGAAAACAUUUUGACCAGCAAGUCUUUACGUUCAGAAUUAAGCUUUCUCUCGUCUUUGUCAAAUUGCAGGAGUUUAGCUUAUUUAAGGUUCAAUGGAAAUCCAUUGAGGGGUAGGCUUCCGGUUUCCAUUGGGAAUUUAUCUGCUUCUCUUGAAGAAUUGUAUGCUUUUGAUUGCAGAAUUAUAGGCAAUAUUCCCAGAGGAAUCGGCAACUUAAGCAAUUUGAUAGGCUUAAUCCUACAACAGAAUGAACUGACUGGAGCAAUUCCGAGCGAAAUUGGAAGACUAAAACAUCUGCAAGAUUUCUCUCUGGCAAGCAACAAAUUGCAAGGACAUAUUCCCAAUGAGAUAUGUCAUUUGGAGAGAUUGAGUUACUUGUAUCUCUUAGAAAAUGGGUUUUCUGGAUCACUGCCUGCAUGCCUGAGUAACAUUACAUCUCUUAGAGAACUCUAUUUAGGCUCCAAUAGAUUCACAUCAAUACCUACUACCUUUUGGAGCCUAAAGGAUUUGCUACAGAUAAACUUGUCUUUCAAUUCUCUAACUGGUACUCUCCCAUUAGAGAUUGGAAAUUUGAAGGUUGUGACAGUUAUCGAUUUCUCAAGCAAUCAACUGUCAGGUGAUAUCCCAACCAGCAUCGCAGACCUUCAAAAUCUAGCUCACUUCUCCUUAUCUGAUAAUAGAAUGCAGGGUCCUAUUCCUUCAUCAUUUGGUGACUUGGUAAGUUUAGAAUUCCUUGACCUAUCAAGAAACAGUCUCUCUGGAGCUAUCCCCAAGUCCUUGGAGAAACUUGUACAUCUUAAAACUUUCAACGUGUCGUUCAAUCGAUUGCAAGGAGAAAUUCUUGAUGGGGGACCAUUUGCAAACUUCUCCUUCCGAUCAUUUAUGGACAAUGAAGCCUUAUGUGGUCCGAUUAGAAUGCAAGUCCCGCCAUGCAAAAGCAUCAGUACUCAUCGACAAUCUAAGAGGCCUCGUGAAUUUGUAAUAAGAUACAUUGUACCAGCAAUUGCAUUCAUAAUUCUGGUACUUGCCCUCGCAGUUAUCAUCUUCAGAAGAAGCCAUAAAAGGAAACUGAGUACUCAAGAAGAUCCGUUACCUCCUGCAACAUGGAGAAAAAUUUCGUACCAUGAGCUUUAUAGAGCAACAGAAGGAUUUAACGAAACCAACUUGCUAGGCACUGGGAGUUGUGGAUCAGUAUACAAAGGGACUCUUUCAGAUGGAUUGUGCAUUGCAGUAAAGGUUUUCCAUUUGCAGCUUGAAGGGGAGCUCAUGAGAUUUGACUCUGAGUGUGAAGUGUUGCGCAUGCUUCGCCAUCGAAAUCUUGUCAAAAUCAUUAGCAGCUGUUGUAAUCUUGAUUUUAAAGCCUUAAUACUGGAGUUCAUACCUCAUGGGAGCCUUGAGAAAUGGUUGUACUCUCACAACUAUUAUCUUGAUAUCUUACAGAGGCUGAAUAUUAUGAUAGAUGUGGCAUCAGCAUUGGAAUAUCUUCAUCAUGGCUGUACUAGACCUGUAGUCCACUGUGACCUAAAGCCCAGUAAUGUCCUGAUAAAUGAAGACAUGGUUGCACACGUGAGUGAUUUUGGAAUUUCAAGACUUCUAGGAGAAGGGGAUGCUGUGACACAAACAUUGACUCUAGCCACUAUUGGUUAUAUGGCACCAGAGUAUGGAUUGGAAGGGAUUGUGUCUGUGAAAGGUGAUGUUUACAGCUAUGGUAUUUUCUUGAUGGAAACUUUUACAAGAAAGAAGCCCACAGAUGAUAUGUUUGGAGGAGAAAUGAGCUUGAAGAAUUGGGUCAAACAAUCCUUACCCAAAGCAAUCACUGAAGUUAUUGAUGCCAAUUUGCUGAUUGAGGAAGAACAUUUUGUAGCUAAAAAGGAUUGUAUAACAUCCAUUUUGAAUUUGGCCCUAGAAUGCUCUGCAGAUCUGCCAGGAGAGAGGAUAUGCAUGCGAGAUGUUCUUCCUGCUCUGGAGAAGAUCAAGUUAAAGUACAAGAAAGAUGUUGAGCGGUACUAUUCCAGCUAUGUUUGAUCUUUUCUUCUAUCAUGUUUUUAGAAGAUGUAAUCAUGCAACCCUCACAAGGAAUGUCCAGAAAGCAUGCAUUAAAGUGUCGAGGGAUUUGCAAGUUUUUUGUUACAAAUAAUAAUAACGAUACUGCAUGCUGUCUGAGUGGAUUGCCGAGAGCUUCUACCAUUCAGAAUCAGAUUUGUGAAAGGUUAAUAUUCAUAGCAUGGCAAUCACUGUAUGAUUCAAAUGAAUGAUAUCAAUGGAAAAAGUUUAUGAUUCGUUCUUUGCAAUAACAUGCACACAUCUUUUCCAGGUAAAAUCUCAGUCUUUGAUGAAGCCUUGCAGAUAUACUCUGCCUUGUCGCCUUGCAGAGAAAGGUGCUGUAUCAAAUUUAGAUACUGAUGCAGUAAAUAUAGGAUUUAUAGAAAAUCUAGGACGGGUCAAUACUAGAACAACGAACAUGGUUUCUCUAUCUGAAGAGGAAGUUGCAAUGGCGCCCCUCUGAUCUCCUUAAUACCUACAGACCCUUCUCUUGAGAAAAUCCUAGAGGUAUAUUCUCCUAUAAUACCUUAAAACUCUAAUGAUACAUUUGAGAGAUAUACUUUACCUUUCAGGAAGAGGAGUGGAGCUGUGGAGGCUCUGGUAUCACUUUUUCCAAUUAUGUAUCUGUAGAAAAUAUCUUUGAACCACUCUAAAAUUUUGCAUGAGCACUCUCUUUAUGUAGCAUACCCUUCAUUAUUUAUGAAGCUUUGAUUGUUCCUAAGUGGACUUGAGCUAUCCAAGAAGGAAAUGGAUGCUUUUUAGAAAAACAAAACUUGGACACUUGUGCCUCUACCAGCUGGGAAGAAGAUGGUAGGAUGAAAGUGGGUGGUUUUUUAAAAAAAAAUUAAACAUGGCGAGAAUUCAUUUGUCCCUUUUAGUGAACUUAGACUAGCUAGUACAUCAAUUCAAUAUGAAGAAUGCAUUUUUUCAUGGUGACCUCAGAGAAGAAGUGUCCAUGGAGGUCUCAUUGAGGUAUUAAGAAGAAAUCAAAUACUAGGUCUCAUUGUCACAUAUGGAGUUCCAGGUUAUGUUUUCCCUACUUUUCUCUUAAAUGAUGCAUAUUUGUAUUAUUAUAGUUUGUGACUCAAAAACAGAUAUCGGAGCGAAGCUAGCAAAACAUGUGAGGUGCAACAAUGAGCAUAAGGUGCAGGUAGAGCUAAAGACUUAUACUAGAGAAGACAACAUUAAGAAUGAAGAGAGUUCUAGUUUAGAAGUUCAGCGACAUGACAAUAUAGCUUCAAGCAGGCAUAGAACCACUAUCAGGUCACCCAUCAGGUGGUUGGAUUUUUUGAGAUGUUUAUGGUCUACUA